Messenger RNA from Cotesia glomerata, 3312 nucleotides. RefSeq names its product transmembrane protein 245. NCBI's taxonomy places the organism in Eukaryota, Metazoa, Arthropoda, Insecta, Hymenoptera, Braconidae. Bases 635 to 3274 code for a protein of 879 amino acids. The record is from RefSeq and is a predicted model, not a curated record. The transcript has 7 exons.
AUCGAUGUAAAACAAAUAGCUUUGAAAUUUUGAAAAUUGAAUCAGUUCAGUUGGAUGGAUUUCAGCAUUCUACGAUUCCAGUUGGUUAUUUUCUCAUGCGAAGGAACUUCUGUGCACUAGAUGGAGGCAUAUCACCUAUAACUAUUUAACAAAACUUUAACGUCAACUAAGUUCGUAAUAACAGUCUAUUUUUAUAGAUGAACAUGCAUGUAUUUACCGAAAAAAAUUUGUAUUUAUAUAAAUAGAUGUUUUCUAAGCAAUAAAAUAUUAACCCUUCGUCACGUACAUCGGCUGCAUCAAGUACAGCGGCCGAAUGGAAAAAUGCCCAGAGCCUAAAGAAUACUAAUACUACUACCUUCGUCACUCGCGUCAUGAGCAGAUCGCCGCCUAACAACUACUCAACCUAUAGAGACUCACUAUAGUGCGAGCGAGAAACUAAAAAAGACGCGAGUGACGAAGGGUUAAAUAAAAAACAAUUAUGUCCAGUGACACACGUUUAUCUAUUAUAUUUAUUAAUGAUAAAGUUAAAAAGAUAUUUCAAUAUAACUAAAUUUUAUUUGUAAUACUUAAUCCAAAAGUUUAUGUUUUGAUAAAUAAAAUAAAAACAAAAAUUGGAUUAAAAAAAUUCAGUAAUAUGGAAGUGCCUCGAACUCCUAUAGAUAAUUUAUUGAAUGUAUUAUCCAACUUUAGUGUUGGUCACGAAAAAGCUUUGAAGCAGAGUAUUUACAAUGCAGUAGCGUUGUUCCUUCUAUGCUUAGUUUGCUUUGCUGGGUAUGGACUUUACAUGAUUUUUCAACCAUUUGUAAAACCAUUAAUAUGGGCUUUACUUUGUGGUUCGGUUCUUUUUCCAUUCAAAUUAUACAUUACAAGUUCUGUAAAGUCUUGGUUUGCUGAAACAGAAAAUUUUUAUGAGAUAUUACUCAUAAAUUUCACAAUGGUUCCUAUAAAAAUUAUGGAUACCAUUUCUGAAUGUAUUGGUUCUUUCCUCUAUGGACAUAUUAAAUAUGUAAAACUUAUCAUAAUUUCAUCUAGUUUUGCUAUUAUAAUAUAUUGGUACACUCCCAACGUUAUGACAUGUCUUAUAUGGCGCUUUGUUGAAUUGAGUAAUUCACUUUUAUAUUUAGUUGUCACCCACUGUAAUAUCUAUCUGAUCAGUACGAGUAUUAUAAGUUAUCUAAUAAUAUUGUUUUUCCACUGGAGUCAAAAUAAUGCUACUUCAUUUAAUCAUGCAUCUCUUGUGAUUUGGCUUAUAUUUAGCUUUUACGUAUCGAAUAUAUUAGGAACUUAUCAAAGCAUAAUAUUUUGUAUUUUACAAAUUUUAUUUAUUAUUGGUUUUAUCUAUGAGGUUGUACUUAUUGUAGAUAAUAAGGAAGUUCAAGGUACAUCUUUGGCUUUCACUGAAGCUCUACAGUUGGCUUUAACUGGUAAAGAAAUUUAUAAAUCUUCUAUACAAACUAAUGAAAAACACGAUCAAGAUAAAACUUUCAUCGAUGAUACGUCAACUCCUAUCGUGGCUGAAGAUAUAAAAGUAUCACCUUCUGUACAUAGUAAAAAAAAGCAUUCAUUACAAUUUUUGAAAAGUUCAAUGUCAUUAGAUACGGAUCGCAAAGAGGAUAUUUUGUUGAAAUUUAGAUCAGAUGAUAAAUCUAAUUUUUCAACCGGCCAAAAACCUAUUCAUGAACGUUAUUUUUUGCGGAAAUUUAGCAAACAUAUAAUAAAACAUGAAAAUCAUAAAGCCGAUACAAAUAAAUAUAUGUAUGGAGCAUUUUAUUUGUGUGUAGGAAUGGUAAUGUGGAAGCAUAAAUGGAUAUUAACUAUACUGACAGUUCCAAUAGCUUGGUAUGUUGGCAAAAAAAUAGGAAAGUAUUUUGAAUUUUGGGGCUUUACUCAUCGUCAUAUAAAUAAGAUGAUUCAAUCUUCUAAAAUGUGGUAUUAUGAAAGGCAAAGUGCUUUGAUUCCAGCCCAUGUGAGAGGUUUAUAUAAAAUUUAUAUGAUAAUUGAUAAAAAAAUGAAGGAGAUAUUGAAACGAUCUGUAGAUGCAGUUGCAACAAUUGCUGUGAUUUUUUUUCUGUUGAUAUUUUCUGUUUGUGCUUCUAUAUUUAUAAUCAUACAAAUUUAUGCGGAGGGCAUACAUUUGAUUCAAGUAACAGGAGAAAUAAUUAAUUCGACGUUAGUUCAUAAUCCUGAUAUUGACUGGGUACCAGAACAGUGGGAAGACUCUGUUAACAGUGUUUUAGAUAAUGCUUAUACAUACGGUAGAAGUGCUAUUGCCCAUGCCGUUAAAAAUGUUGCCAAAGAUGUAGAACCAGUUAAAGCUGAAAUAAUGGAGAGAAAAGUUUUAGAAUUAUGGGAUCGCCUUUAUCAAGCUUGGAUGAUGUCACACGAUAAUUCAGAUACAAUUGGCCCAUCAGUAGAUAUUGAUGCUGCUUUUUCAGUGUGGGAAAGUUUGAAAGAAAGUUUCGUAAAAUCACCAAGCCAAAUGUUUAAUAUUAGUAGUAUCCAAAAUUUUGCUAAAGAUAAUGUUGGUAUUUUAAUGUCUGUUCUUGAUUCUGUGUGGAGCAUUAUUAGAGGAAAUUUAUCAAUAGUUUUAAGUAUUUUAACAGAACUACUUUCCGUUGUUUUCAUCAGUGGAUCUGCUGUUUUAAGUUUUAGUUUAAGCACUGUUGUAUUUUUUACCACAUUAUUCUAUCUGCUUAGUUCAAGUGGAUACACUUAUAAACCUAUUGAGUUCAUUGCAGUUUUUAGUCCCAUUAGCUUCUAUCGGUUUGCAGUAGCACUUCAAGAAGCUGUCAUUGAAGUUUUCGCUGCAACUUUUAAGCUAGCAUCAUUUUUUGGCUUGUGGACAUGGUUUAUUCAUAACUUAUUUUAUGUAAAAAUCAUCUAUUUACCGUCAGCCUUUGCUGCUAUGUUAGCAGCAGUACCAUUUCUGGAUGCAUAUUUAGCUUGUAUUCCUGCCACAAUUGAACUCUGGUUUACUCGAAAACCAAUAGUUUCUAUUCUAUUUUUUAUGUUUCAUUUUUUGCCUUAUAAUAUAGUGAUUACUGAUUUUUAUAAGGAAAUUAAGGGUGCAGGACAUCCGUAUUUAACAGGUUUAUCAAUAGCUGGAGGAAUUUUUUGUUUAGGGGUUGAAGGAGCUAUUUUUGGUCCUCUUCUUCUUUGUUGCAUUAUGGUAGCUAUAAAUUUAAGUCGCCGAUACGUCCAUUCUAUUUCUGAAGAAACGUUAGAUUCAUUACAGCAUCAAAUUAAUCGAACUACUGAGCGAUGUACACCUUAAAAAUAAAAUAAAUCAAAAACGGUGAUUUAAUAAACUAA